Molecule: messenger RNA, 1128 nt
Organism: Pleurotus ostreatus (oyster mushroom)
Lineage: Eukaryota; Fungi; Basidiomycota; Agaricomycetes; Agaricales; Pleurotaceae
Exons: 9
Coding region: 1-1128 (375 amino acids)
Biological process (GO): lipid metabolic process
Molecular function (GO): oxidoreductase activity
Source: RefSeq, a predicted model, not a curated record
AUGGCGCUCUGGAGCUCUCUCUGCGAAAUAAGAGAUGCUAUUCCCAAAGGGCUUUUUGAAAGGGACAUGCGACGAGGACUAGCCUACUUGGGACGUGAUUUGACAUUUGCAAGCUUCGCGGUGUGGUCGAUUUGGGCGACCGAUAAUAUUUUGUUGCAAGGACCGGUAUCUCGACUACUUCAUCCAGCUGGCGUUGAAGGCCUACGGUGGCUUGCUUGGAUUUCCUAUUGGUGGUUCCAAGGGUUGAUAUUGACCGGGCUAUGGGUCAUCGGCCACGAGGCAAGUUGUGGUCACGGAGCAUUCUCAAGGCAUCGGCGAAUUAACGAUGUCAUUGGUUUCAUCAUCCAUACGUCACUUUGGACUCCGUAUUUUAGCUGGAAGGUCUCGCACCAUCGCCACCACAUUAGUAGUGGCUCUAUGGAAAAGGAUCAAGUAUACGUUCCAAAAACACGCUCCGAUUUGGGCAUACCUCAAAAAGCGACAUCGCUAGACUAUCAAGAAAUCUUCGGAGACACUCCUCUAUAUACUCUGUUCACCCUCAUCCGCCAGCAAAUAUUGGGUUUCCCUGCAUAUUUGUGCUUCAACAUUUCAGGUCCAAAAGAGUAUCCUAAAUGGACGAACCAUUUCAACCCUAACGCGGUCAUAUUCACUCCGUCGCAAUGGAGGGUAGUAGUAGUAUCUGAUCUAGGCAUCGGGUUCAUGAUCUGGUUUUCUUACAUCUUGUGUUCUACAUGCGGCACGGUCAACGUCCUCAAGUAUUAUGCUAUACCGUGGCUGAUGGUCACAAAUUGGUUUAUUAUGGUCACGUACCUACAGCAUACUGCACCUGAGGUUCCACAUUAUCGAGGAAAUGCUUGGACCUUCACUCGAGGAGCAGCAGCCACUGUUGACCGAGAUUUCCUCGGUUGGCAGGGUAAAUUUUUCUUCCAUGGUGUAGCUCACUAUCAUAUCGUUCAUCAUUUUUUCCCAAAAAUGCCGUUCUACCAUGGAGAAGAAGCUACCCGUUAUCUCAAGGAGUUUCUAGGGAUUCACUACAUCUAUUCUGAUGAUCCGACAUUCAAAUCAUUGUGGGAUACGUAUAACAAGUGUCAGUUUGUGGAGGACGAAGGUACGGUAUUAUCUGCUUGA